This is a messenger RNA of Cavenderia fasciculata, 1128 nucleotides long. RefSeq names its product actin. Bases 1 to 1128 code for a protein of 375 amino acids. The record is from RefSeq and is a predicted model, not a curated record. The transcript is spliced from 2 exons. NCBI's taxonomy places the organism in Eukaryota, Evosea, Eumycetozoa, Acytosteliales, Cavenderiaceae.
AUGUCUUACGAAGUUCAAGCUUUAGUUAUUGAUAACGGUUCUGGUAUGUGUAAGGCCGGUUUUGCUGGUGAUGAUGCACCACGUGCUGUAUUUCCAUCGAUUGUUGGUCGUCCAAGACAUACUGGUGUUAUGGUUGGUAUGGGCCAAAAGACCUCAUAUGUUGGUGAUGAAGCUCAAUCAAAGAGAGGUAUCCUUACAUUAAAGUACCCAAUUGAACAUGGUAUAGUCACCAAUUGGGAUGAUAUGGAAAAGAUAUGGCAUCACACUUUUUACAAUGAACUACGUGUUGCUCCAGAAGAACAUCCAGUCUUGCUAACCGAAGCUCCACUCAAUCCAAAAGCCAAUCGUGAAAAGAUGACUCAAAUCAUGUUUGAAACAUUUAAUACACCUAGUCUGUAUAUAGCAAUUCAAGCUGUACUUAGUCUCUACGCAUCUGGUCGUACAACUGGUAUUGUCAUGGACUCUGGUGAUGGUGUAUCUCAUACUGUUCCAAUUUAUGAAGGGUAUGCUUUACCACAUGCUAUCCUUCGUUUGGAUCUUGCUGGUCGUGAUCUAACAGAUUAUAUGAUGAAGAUCCUCACUGAACGUGGAUACUCUUUCACCACAACUGCUGAACGUGAAAUAGUACGUGACAUUAAAGAAAAACUUGCUUAUGUCGCCUUGGACUUUGAAGCUGAAAUGCAAAUGUCUGCCAUUUCCUCUCAACUAGAUAAAUCAUAUGAAUUACCGGAUGGACAAGUUAUAACCAUUGGUAAUGAACGAUUCCGUUGUCCAGAGGCACUGUUCCAACCAUCAUUCCUUGGUAUGGAGUCUGCAGGUAUUCACGAAACCACCUACAACUCCAUCAUGAAGUGUGAUAUUGAUAUCCGUAAAGACCUCUAUGGAAACAUCGUUCUCUCUGGUGGUAGUACCAUGUUCCCUGGUAUGGCCGACCGUAUGGCCAAGGAACUCACAGCACUUGCUCCAUCGACCAUGAAGGUCAAGAUCAUCGCCCCACCCGAACGUAAAUACUCUGUCUGGAUCGGUGGUUCCAUUCUUGCCUCACUCGGUUGCUUCCAACAAAUGUGGGUUUCCAAAGAGGAAUACGACGAAACGGGUCCCUCCAUGGUUCACAGAAGAUGCUUUUAA